Molecule: messenger RNA, 220 nt
Organism: Racocetra fulgida
Lineage: Eukaryota; Fungi; Glomeromycota; Glomeromycetes; Diversisporales; Gigasporaceae
Source: the annotation of a GenBank genome assembly
ACGCUGCUCUAACUAGUCUACGAAAUGUAAUGUCUCAAUAUAAUUCGCAAACCUCUACAGCAACUACCACUACACCUACCCUAAAAUCAGCGUCUAAAAAUAAAAGAAAAUUUUUCGAGUCAUUAUUAACUCAACAACAAACAAUCGAACAACCUUUAAUAGAAAAAUUGGAAGAUUAUUUGUCUAUACCAAUGACUAUUAAAAAUAAUGCUCUUUUAUG